ACCCCAUCGUAUUUUAGACAAGAGGAGAAGUUCAAGGAUACUCCCAGAACAAAUCUCGAGCAUCUAUGUAAUCUCGACAUUCGAAACCCAGCCCACUUAGCAAGAAAAACUGGCAUCAUCUGCACUAUAGGGCCGUCUUGCCGCUCUGUCGACAUGCUUAAACAAAUGAUCACUUGUGGUAUGGACAUCGCUCGUCUCAAUUUCUCUCACGGCAGCCAUGAAUACCACAGUGGAACGAUCGCUAAUGUGCGCAAAGCUGUUGAAUCCUUCUCGGACAACCGGCAAAUUGCGAUCGCUCUUGAUACAAAAGGCCCCGAAAUUCGUACUGGUCUGUUGACUGGGGGUGCUACAGCGGAGGUCGAACUUGCAAAAGGCAAAAAGGUUACACUCUCAACAGAUUCGAACUUCAAAGAGGCUUGUACUGCUGAGACAGUGUAUGUGGAUUACAAGAACAUUGUAAAGGUGGUGAGCAAAGGCUCUCAUGUAUAUGUUGAUGAUGGGCUCAUCUCUCUUGUUGUUGAUGAAGUCAAAGAUGAUGCUCUAGUUUGCACUAUCGAGAAUGGUGGCAUGCUUGGAAGCCGCAAAGGCGUUAACCUUCCUGGAGCUAUCGUUGACCUUCCAGCUGUAUCAGAAAAGGAUAUGCAGGACCUCAAAUUUGGUAUCGAACAGGGUGUUGACAUGAUUUUUGCUUCAUUUGUAAGAAAUGCAGACGGAAUUCGAGCUAUGCGAAAGGACCUCAAAUUUGGUAUUGAACAGGGUGUUGACAUGAUCUUUGCUUCAUUCAUAAGAAAUGCAGACGGAAUUCGAGCUAUGCGAAAGGUGCUCGGUGAAAAAGGGAAAAAUAUCAAAAUCAUUGCUAAAUUAGAAAAUCAAGAAGGUAUGGAGAAAUCAGAUGAAAUCAUUGCCGAAGCCGACGGCAUUAUGGUAGCUAGAGGUGAUCUUGGAAUUGAAAUCCCUACAGAGAAAGUCUUUGUCGCGCAGAAGAUGUUGAUAGCGAAGUGCAAUCGAGCGGGAAAGCCAAUCGUUUGUGCUACACAAAUGCUUGAAUCCAUGACGAAAAAACCACGUCCAACACGAGCUGAAGCAAGUGAUGUAGCCAAUGCUGUACGGUUUCACUUGUAAAA
Messenger RNA from Strongylus vulgaris, 1124 nucleotides. NCBI's taxonomy places the organism in Eukaryota, Metazoa, Nematoda, Chromadorea, Rhabditida, Strongylidae. The record is from the annotation of a GenBank genome assembly.